Molecule: messenger RNA, 933 nt
Organism: Puccinia triticina
Lineage: Eukaryota; Fungi; Basidiomycota; Pucciniomycetes; Pucciniales; Pucciniaceae
Exons: 4
Coding region: 1-933 (310 amino acids)
Source: RefSeq, a predicted model, not a curated record
AUGACACCUCCCUCAACCGAUCAGAAGUCGUCGUCGCCCAAGAACGAGGAUGGGGUGGAGAAAUCGAAGGCGACCACUGGAUCGCAAUACACGAUCGCAGAAGCCGACCGCCAUCCAGAUCCUAUCUUGUGUCGGUUACUGUUGAAUGAUCAGUUCGGCAAACCAAUCAAGAAUCCCAAGCUAUUUUUUAGAGAUUGUAAAGUGGUCGGCUUCUUCUUCUCAGCUAUAUGGAAAUACGACCGAGAUUCGUUCCAACAGAAUGUCAUGGACCUGUGUCACCGAAACCCGCACCGAUUCAAAUGCAUCUACAUCAGCAUCGAUUCAAGCAAACAGGAUUUUGAUAAGUCGACCAAAGAGAAACCAUGGGUGAACAUGAUUUGGGAGGACGGCAGCAAUAUGGAAGAAGAGAAGCCGGCCAAGCUAGAUAAAAUGGAUUUCAUAACGCCGCUCGAGCAAGAACUAGUAAAGAAGAUCCUGGCAGGGAAGGUAGACCUGCUGCAAGACCCGCGCCCGCUGUCCCGGGUGGGGUUAUGUUCGGGGCUGGACGUACUCUUUGCGCCGACGCUGAUGGUCUACCAUCUGGAGUCGAAGACCUGGCUGGACUCGAACGUCUCGCAUGCGGCGAUUGGCUCGAGGGAGAAACGGGAAGUGGCCUUGGAGACAUGGGAGAAGGGGGAGCGGUUGACGCUGACAUUGAUGGAUGUCUUGGUCGGCUUGAGAUGGGCGAUCCUCAUCGGUACCCUAGGGAUCAUCUACGUCUUCCUAGUCCGGGCCGACGACGCUUAUAACAUCGUCCAUCUCGUCGAAUACUUCAUGGCCGGGGCCGCCGAAAACUCGGCUACCAACGCCCCCAGCACAAGUCCCGGCCCAUCGUCUCCGCCAAUGUCUCAUCAUCUCCCUCCCAAAAACUCACACGAAUACGUCGAAUUCUAA